Molecule: messenger RNA, 1110 nt
Organism: Kogia breviceps (pygmy sperm whale)
Lineage: Eukaryota; Metazoa; Chordata; Mammalia; Artiodactyla; Physeteridae
Product: putative MAGE domain-containing protein MAGEA13P
Biological process (GO): negative regulation of transcription by RNA polymerase II
Cellular component (GO): nucleus
Source: RefSeq, a predicted model, not a curated record
AUGUCUCUGGGUCAGAGGAGUGAGCACUGCAGGCUUGAGGAAGACCUUUGGGCCCCCAAAGAGGCACAGGGCCUAGAAGGUGUGCAGGCUCCCACGGCUGAGAAGGAAGAGCCCUCCUCCCCCUCCUCCCCCUCCUCCUCCCUCACUCCUUUGAUCCUGGGCACUGCAGAGGAGGUGCCUGCCACUGAGGCACUGAGUCCUCUCCAGAGGUCUCAGAGAGCCUGCUUCUCACCCACUGCCACCACAGCCACUCCAUCGAGUCAGUCUGAUGAGAAUUCCAGAAGCCAAGAAGAGGAGGGGCCCAUCACCCCCCAGGCUCCACCAGAUCCUGAGUCCUUGCUCAGUGAUGAGCUAAACAAGAAGGUGGCUGAACUGGUGCAGCUCCUGUGUGUCAAAUAUGUAACAAAGGAACCCACCACAAUGGCAGAAAUGCUAACAAAUGUCAUCAAAGAGCACAAGGGUCACUUCCCUGAAAUCUUCAGCAAAGUCUGUGAGUGCGUGGAGGUUGUCUGUGGCAUUAAAAUGAAGGAAGUGGACCCCGCCAGCCACUCCUAUGUGCUUGUCAAAACACUUGACCUCACCUACGAUGGGAUGCUGAGCGGUGACCAGGGCGUGCCCAAGACCGGCCUCCGGAUACUUAUCCUGGGUAUGAUCUUCAUGGAGGGCAACCGUGCCCCCGAGGAGAAAAUCUGGGAAGUGCUGAAUAUGAUGGGGGUGUAUGCUGGGCAGGAGGAUUUCAUCUACGAGCCCAGGAAACUCAUCACCAAAGAGUUGGUGAAGGAACAAUAUCUAGAGUACCGGCAGGUGUCUGACAGUCCUCCACACUAUGAAUUCCUGUGGGGUCCAGGGGCCUAUGCUGAAACCAGCAAGAUGAAAGUCCUGGGCUUUUUUGCUGAGAUCAGUGGGACUGACCCCACUUCCUUCCCAUCAUGGUAUGACGAAGCUUUGAGAGAUGAGAGAGCCCAGGCCAGAGCUGCCACCGGGGAUGAUACUAGUGCCACAGCCAGUGAAAGUUCCAGUGUCAUGCCCAGCAGCCUCUCCUGCCCUGAGCGAAGUCCGAAGCAUAUGCUUCAGUCUUCGUCUGAAGACAACAGCCAAUGUUUUACGUAG